CAAGGUCAGGAUAUCGAGACCAUCAUGGCGAACAUGGGAUCAUUGCAAGAGGUCAUAGAUUGGGGGUUAAUAGGAUGGAAAUACUAUGCCAGUGUGAUUGGUCCGAUCCAGUGUGAAGGCCUGGCCAACGUGGAAGUCACACAGAUUGCCUGUGCAGAGAAGCGCUUCCUGAUUCUGUCACACAAUGGCCGUGUGCACACACAGGCCUACAAUAGUGACACACUGGCCCCACAGCUGGUCCAAGGCCUUGCCUCCAGAAACACUGUAAAAAUUGCUGCCCAUUCUGCUAGUCAUCACUGCGUAGCCUUGGCUGCCGCUGGACAGGUGUACUCCUGGGCUUUGGGGACAGAGGACGGCUUGGCCAUGGGGACACUGUAUGUAUCGCUCAUUCCUGCAGGGGACACACUGUCCUUUUAUGUUUCCAUUUCCUGGACAGGCUGGAGCGCAGAAGUGUGUGCAGGUGUUUUCCAGCCGCCCCGACGUGCAGCGCUGGGGUGGAGCGGGACACUAGGAUAUGCCCCCUCCUUGGUGAUGGCUGAGGAACUCUCUGCCCAUGUGUGGAGGGCAACAGGAAUCGGCCUUUCUGGUCUUCUCCACCCCGUGCAGCCUUGGCCGCCUUCUCUCUACUCAAACCGCAUCCCCACUGUGGAGUUUGCCAGAGCAAAUCCCACAGCACUGUUCCUUCCUUCACAGACAGUUCCCCCGUCUCCCAUAGAUAAGGUUGUCCCCCUUUCCUUGAACCAUUAGGUUAUUUUUACAGGAACAAAAGUCAGCAGUUUCUUUGUAAUAUCAUCCUAUUCAGUGGAACCUUUUAUUGUGAAAGAACAGAAAUAAAGUUGUUAUGAAUGCCAGGUUGUAAAAAUUGGGAGGUCUGCCAGCCCCAUGAGUGAUGGGAACCCUCUUGUACUUUGCUGUUGUGCGUGGAACUCUGGCAUUAGGUUUAAAUGAAGGAUGUAGUUACACACCAACCCAGCAAGCCCAUUUCAUGCGGGCCGGAGCCCUGAGCAGGGAGCGGACAGUGCAGAACUUGAAAUGAGUGUAGUCAUGACUGCCCUUGUGUCCCUUGAGAGGAGCCUGGAGGGCAGGGGCCAUGCACACCACAGGGUGGAGUUGAGGGCAUCAUUGCCGACAGCAUCCGCUGGGAAGAUCCCAAACUGGGAGAAAAGCAGAGUGAUGCGCAUCGUGUGGUACAUGUAUGCCAAGCUCACAACAGCCCAACCCUGACAGUGUUGUAAGGGAUUCAGACAAGUGAAAAAUAAAAGAUCGAUCUCCAUGGAAUUUAUAGCUGUUACUCUUACACUGGAUCCUAAGGGCUGGGAUUGGCAUGGGGUACACGGGACUUGAAAGGCAUUGAGGUACAGGACAGGGUGGUGUGUCUGCUUAUUUCCUUUAGGUAUUUAUUACUGACUUUGUAUAAAAUAUUCCAUAGUAAAACAAUUCUCAGUGCAGAGUAAGUGCUGGGAUGAGUAACUUAUCCCUUAUUCUAGGACUUCAAGGAAGGAAGAGAGAUCAGUGCAGAUGGCAGAAGCUGGAGAUAACCUUUUGGGGAAGUUGAAACUUAAGCUGAAUAAGGGAGAGGUUGUACUGGGGUAGAGUCAUUGGACUGUCGCUGUGUGUGCCUGUGCCACUGUGUGUAUUUUGCAAACUAGUAGGUCACAAAGUGAGUAAACCAUGCCUUUGGAGAGGCCUGGCUUCUAUAGAUUCUCAAGAAAAUGUCACGUAUUCUGGAUCCUAAUAGGAUAUUUUGUUAACUUUGCCAUUUCUUCAACUAGUAAGACUUCUCUACCCUAAUCCCCACUGCCUCAUACUUUUCAUUUGUAAGAUACAGACUGCAGAGUGCUGGCUUCAUUCCAUCCACAUUCAUUUAACAAAUACCUAUAAAUGUCAGUCAGCUUUGAGGCUUACGUACAACCAGACGACUGAGUUUCGGGUGUAGAGUUGGAUGGGUUUUGGCCAGUGCCCUCAGCUGGGGAGUCACCACCAUCAAGACAUGGGGCGUGUCCGUCGCUUCCAGGGCCCUGUUUGUACCCUUUGAGUUGAUGCCCACUUCCUCCAGUUCCUGACAACCUCCGAUCUGCCCUCUGUUGUUACUAUUUUGUCUUUUCCAUAAUUGAAGGUAAACAAAGCCAUACCGCGUGUGCUGUUUUGUUUCUGGCAUCUUUCACGUAGCAUGAUGUCCUGAGAUCCAGCCGCGUUGCUGGGCAUGUGGGUAAUUCCUUCCUUCUGUUGCAGAUGGACCGUGGUUUUGGGCCAUUGUGAAGAAAGAUGCAAUGGACUUUACUGUAGAAGUCUUUUUUUUUGAGAUGGAGUUUUGCUCUUGUUGCCGAAGUUGGAGUGCAAUGGCGUGAUCUCAGCUCAC
Cercocebus atys (sooty mangabey) is the source of this 2359-nucleotide messenger RNA. RefSeq names its product E3 ubiquitin-protein ligase HERC2-like. The transcript is spliced from 3 exons. NCBI's taxonomy places the organism in Eukaryota, Metazoa, Chordata, Mammalia, Primates, Cercopithecidae. Bases 25 to 747 code for a protein of 240 amino acids. The record is from RefSeq and is a predicted model, not a curated record.